This is a messenger RNA of Mustela lutreola (European mink), 1944 nucleotides long. RefSeq names its product RNA-binding protein EWS-like. The coding region runs from base 18 to 1904 and encodes 628 amino acids. Gene Ontology annotation, biological process: regulation of DNA-templated transcription. The transcript has a single exon. Gene Ontology annotation, cellular component: nucleus. The record is from RefSeq and is a predicted model, not a curated record. Lineage: Eukaryota; Metazoa; Chordata; Mammalia; Carnivora; Mustelidae. Gene Ontology annotation, molecular function: RNA binding; transcription coregulator activity.
AGAAGGAAGGAGAGAAAAUGGCGUCCACGGAUUACAGUACAUACAGCCAAGCUGCAGCCCAGCAGGGCUACAGUGCAUACACCGCCCAACCCACUCAAGGAUAUGCACAGACCACCCAGGCAUAUGGGCAGCAAAGUUAUGGAACCUAUGGACAGCCCACUGAUGUCAGCUAUACCCAAGCUCAGACCACUGCUACCUAUGGGCAGACCGCCUAUGCAACUUCUUAUGGACAGCCUCCUGCUGGUUAUACUACUCCAACUGCCCCCCAGGCAUACAGCCAGCCUGUCCAGGGUUAUGGCACUGGUGCUUACGAUACCACCACUGCUACGGUCACUACCACCCAGGCCUCCUAUGCAGCUCAGUCUGCUUAUGGCACUCAACCUGCUUACCCAGCCUAUGGGCAGCAGCCGGCAGCCACCGCACCUGCAAGACCGCAGGAUGGUAACAAACCCACUGAGACUAGUCAACCUCAAUCUAGCACAGGGGGUUACAACCAGCCCAGCCUAGGAUAUGGACAGAGUAACUACAGUUAUCCCCAGGUACCUGGGAGCUACCCCAUGCAGCCAGUCACGGCACCACCAUCUUAUCCUCCUACCAGCUACUCCUCUACACAGCCGACUAGUUAUGAUCAGAGCAGUUACUCUCAGCAGAACACCUAUGGACAGCAGAGUAGCUAUGGUCAACAAAGCAGCUAUGGGCAGCAGCCGCCCACUAGUUAUCCCCCCCAAACUGGAUCCUACAGCCAGGCUCCAAGUCAAUAUAGCCAACAGAGCAGCAGCUACGGGCAGCAGAGUUCAUUCCGACAGGACCACCCCAGUAGCAUGGAUGUUUAUGGGCAGGAGUCUGGAGGAUUUUCCGGACCAGGAGAAAACCGGAGCAUGAGUGGCCCUGAUAACCGGGGCAGGGGAAGAGGGGGAUUUGAUCGUGGAGGCAUGAGCAGAGGUGGGCGGGGAGGAGGACGCGGUGGAAUGGGCGCUGGAGAGCGAGGUGGCUUCAAUAAGCCUGGUGGACCCAUGGAUGAAGGACCAGAUCUUGAUCUAGGCCCACCUGUAGAUCCAGAUGAAGAUUCUGACAACAGUGCAAUUUAUGUGCAAGGCUUAAAUGACAAUGUGACUUUAGAUGAUCUGGCUGACUUUUUCAAGCAGUGUGGAGUUGUUAAGAUGAACAAGAGAACCGGACAACCCAUGAUUCAUAUCUACUUGGACAAGGAAACAGGAAAGCCCAAAGGGAAAGAUUUUCAAGGGAGCAAACUUAAGGUGUCUCUUGCUCGGAAGAAGCCUCCAAUGAACAGCCUGCGGGGUGGCAUGCCGCCCCGUGAGGGCAGAGGGAUGCCGCCGCCCCUCCGUGCAGGUCCAGGGGGCCCAGGAGGUCCUGGGGGCCCCAUGGGUCGCAUGGGAGGCCGUGGAGGAGACAGAGGUGGCUUUCCCCCAAGAGGGCCCCGGGGUUCUCGAGGGAACCCAUCCGGAGGAGGAAAUGUCCAGCACCGAGCUGGAGACUGGCAGUGCCCCAAUCCGGGUUGUGGAAACCAGAACUUUGCCUGGAGAACAGAAUGCAACCAGUGUAAGGCCCCGAAGCCUGAAGGCUUCCUUCCACCACCCUUUCCACCUCCUGGCGGUGACCGUGGCAGAGGUGGCCCUGGUGGAAUGCGGGGCGGAAGAGGCGGCCUCAUGGACCGCGGUGGUCCCGGUGGGAUGUUCAGAGGUGGCCGUGGUGGAGACAGAGGGCGCUUCCGUGGUGGCCGGGGCAUGGACCGAGGCGGUUUUGGUGGAGGAAGACGGGGUGGCCCCGGCGGACCCCCUGGACCUUUGAUGGAACAGAUGGGAGGAAGAAGAGGCGGGCGCGGAGGACCUGGAAAAAUGGAUAAAGGCGAGCACCGUCAGGAACGCAGAGACCGGCCCUACUAGACGCAGAGACCCCGCAGAGCUGCAUUGACUACCAGAUUUA